CUGAGUCAACCAGCUGUUCUCGUCUAAAGGCACCAAAUGCCUGUCUACAUAUUCAGCAUUAACAAGGACAUUCUGCUAUCAGUGUUCAUCAAAUGCCAUAAUCAUAAUCAUGACAAAUACUGGAAAGAGAUUUACCUGGUUUCGGUGGCUAUGCACUGUUUUUGGACUACUUUUUUAUUUAGCAGACAUUGGAUCAGACUUCUUGUUAUCUGUGCAGUAUUUCAAAAGUGGACAUGUCACCUGGGCUGCACUGACUCUUGUGUUUGUUCUGGUCGGAUCUUUAUGCAUACAGAUAUUCAGCUAUGCAUGGUUCAAAGAUGACAAGGAAAAUUAUGAAGAAGAUGACAAGGGUCUGUCCACUUGCCAUCUUAUCAGUAUACAUGUACUGCAGAUAGGCAUUUUUACAAGGUAUGUCCAUCUUCUGAAGAGGAGUUUUAAAGCCCUGCGUUCGGAAGACACUCAAGAGGAGGAGCAGUUCCAUCUUUUCGGCCUUGCUACAGAUCUUAGCAUGCUCCGCAUGUUUGAGAUGUUCCUGGAGAGCGUUCCUCAGCUCGUUCUGCAGGUCUAUAUCAUACUGGAGCAUAACCAUCGCUCUAAUCUGCAAUACAUUAGUAUGGCCAUGUCUUUUCUCACCAUAGCCUGGGCCACGGUGGAUUAUCGUCGCUGUUUUCGGCGCUCUCUACCUAACCUUAAAGAGAUGCCUUCUGGAAUCCCAACAGCCGUAUACUUGUCCUACAAAAUAUUUACCAUAACCCCACGAAUCCUCAGCCUCACGCUCUUCAUCAUGCUCUCCACCUUCAGUACUGUAGCAAUGGCCUGCAUAUGGCUUGUGGGAACCGUCUGGGCAUUCGUGGAGGACACCGACUUCUGCACUUCACGAGUCCUUGAAUAUCUUUAUCGAACUAUUGUUGGAGUUAUUCUCCUUUUUACCUUCUUUAACAUUAAAGGAGAAAACGCCAAAGUCCACAUGACUGUGUAUUACAUUUUCAGUGUGGGUCAAAACCUUGCUGCACCCAUUUUGUUGUUUCUGCUCAAACCGGAAUCAGAAGGGACUGACUACUUCCUGCCCAUUAUAUUUUUUAUAUUAGUGUCUCAUUCAAUGGGACUGGGUUUUCUGGGACUCUAUUACAGCCUCCUGCACCCUCAUCAACCUUGCAGAGAGAAAAUCGCAGAUGAAAUAGAUGGAAUGGAUCAAGUAGAUGGGAUGAACCACGAGCCAAAAACAACACGUUUUGAGCGUUUCUUGCGAAUAUAAUAGUCUUGCUGAUAAACUAAUGAACUUGAUUAACAAAAA
This is a messenger RNA of Sinocyclocheilus anshuiensis, 1294 nucleotides long. It is a transcript of the gene xkr9, whose product is annotated as XK, Kell blood group complex subunit-related family, member 9. The record is from RefSeq and is a predicted model, not a curated record. The transcript is spliced from 3 exons. NCBI's taxonomy places the organism in Eukaryota, Metazoa, Chordata, Actinopteri, Cypriniformes, Cyprinidae. Gene Ontology annotation, cellular component: membrane. The coding region runs from base 110 to 1255 and encodes 381 amino acids.